UUUCUUUCUUGAUGAUAAUCAUAAAUUAGAGUAGUCAUUAUACGAUAUAUUUCUCAUUCUUCCAGGAAAGCGUCACUGCAUUGUGAAACUUGACCAUAUUAACUCAUCUACUGUUUUCUGUUAUUUAUAUAAGACGAAUACAAGUACAGUAAAAUAAGUGCAGCUGAGAUGUGCUCGCUAUCCGCAACAAGCGAAGCCGCGGAGCUGUCCUCCGACGAAUUCAUCCCGGUUGUGAGAAGACGAAACCGAAUACCGAAGAAAGAUAAUCGUGUUCUUGCUGAUCGCCAUCGAACUAUGUUGCAUGCCGUUCCUUCGCAUAUCUUCCACAGUAGUGAGGAAUUCGUCAAUAACAUUCACGAACUGGACAGUUUAAUUGGUCGUGCAAAGCAAAGGAUCCAGAACGAGCACGGAUCGUUUUUUCUGACGGAUAUCUCAGCAGCUUUCGCCGAUGGAUUUCAACGCUAUCUUCAAAAAGAUGGCCCGAACGAAAUUGUUUGUUAUGCUUUGGGAAGAUUUUCUGUUCCUUCCGACUGGAGCUUUUCUUGUCGACUUCAAUUGAUUCUUCUCGUAGAACUCGCACAGUUUUUCAAAGUUCCUGUUUAUAUUUAUGAUCCAGCGUUUUCGAAUUUGGAGAAGCACUAUUUACGGUCGUCCUAUUGUGGAUUCGAAGUGAUCGACCAAGAUGAGAAAGCGCGGUGGGUAGCGAAACCUUGGACAUUAUUCUACAUGAUUCAUGCUGACAGUGAAUUGUACAUGAACUUAUUCCAGUUUAAUUUCGAAAUUGAUACGCUCGCAAAUCUGGUUUUAUUUGGAAAUUCUAUUCAGAACGUUUUCCCUGAAUUCCAAGAAAACGCUUCUCCAGUGAAAAAUAAUCCGCGCAAAACAUCGAGAUAUCGGAGAACAAGCUCCCAUGACGUGAAAGAACCGAAUGCCUUGUUUCAGUUGUUUGGUAAUGUUAAUGUGCACACUGUGAAAAUCCCCGAUGGAGGCUCAAACGGAUUAUUUUGGACUGCCUUGUCCGGCGAUACAUUUCUGCAGUUCUUAGUUCCUAAAAAUGAGCCCGGAAUUGUGUAGCAACUUAUAAACUUGCAAUCACAAAGCCUAUUGCAUUGGAUGAAUCUCCUUAUCUAGAUUUUAUUGAAAGCGCACCAGAAUCUCAAAACUUCGGUGGUUUACUGAUUAGUCAAAUGAGCCAAAUUAUCUAUAACGGAUACACCCGAUGGUUCCAAUCUGUGCUGUUUUUCUUUACAUAGUAUCAGUGCUCACUGUUAAACCUCAAAAAUUUGAAUUUUUGUAGACAUACAUACGUAAUAAAGACGUUCAGCGUUUG
Paramacrobiotus metropolitanus is the source of this 1330-nucleotide messenger RNA. RefSeq lists its product as uncharacterized. Lineage: Eukaryota; Metazoa; Tardigrada; Eutardigrada; Parachela; Macrobiotidae. The record is from RefSeq and is a predicted model, not a curated record. Gene Ontology annotation, cellular component: cytoplasm; nucleus. Gene Ontology annotation, biological process: microtubule-based process. The transcript is spliced from 4 exons. Bases 169 to 1074 code for a protein of 301 amino acids.